GACGCCCCCCAGGGCCCCGGAGGGGGGCAGCCUUCGCCCAGAGGGAGGGUCUCGCCCGCGGGUCUGGAGGCUGAGCCCUCCGUCGAGGGGAGGACAGGGCUGGGGUGGCUUCGGGAAGGCUGGAAGGGAGCCGGGGGAAGGUCCCCGCUCCCUCCGCGGCUGCUCGCCUGGCUUUGCGCUCGCCGGGACGAGGCGGCUCGGACGACUCCCGGAGGCGGGGCGCGCGGGGCGGGGGCUGGGCUGUCCCGCGGCGGCUGGACCUGCCCUCGUCCCGGUCCGUCGCCAGCCAUGGAGGUGCCGGGCGCCGGGCAGCAGGAGCCGGGAGCCGCCGCCGCCCCCGGCCAGGAGAUCGACCUGUCCCUGGAUGACAUCAUCCAGCGUAACCAGCAGGCCCAGCCGAUCCGGAAGCCCUGGCAGCAGCGGCAGCAGCUGAAGACUCGGAAUGGGGCCUCUGGCAACAGGAGGCCUCAAUUCCAGAGCUGGGGCCCACCAACCAUGCCAGGAGGGAAUUCUACCCAGGAAUCCAAAUCAAAGGCUGGCGUUUCCUUAGGAUUUCCCAAAGGAUUUAGGAAGCCCUUCUGGAGCAGGAUGAACACCCCAGGCCCAAGAGCAGCGGGGCAGAUGCAGGGCAGGAGCCCCCUCAAUCGGCCACCCUUUGCCCAGCAGGACAAGUCAGGGAAAGCCCCCCCAGGCAGGAGCAGUGAUGGACCCCCCCUGGACUCUCAGCCAGCAGCACCUGCAAGAGUCGAAGCCUUCAAAGCAGCAGGGAUGUCUCUGCCAUUUUGGAGACCCUUCCGAUUAAACCAAGGACGAGCCUUCCUCCAGAGCCAAAUCAAAUUUAACUUCAACAAACGGCAAAUCAAGUCCAAAAUGGAGCAGAAGCUUUCAAGGAUGAGAAGGUGGAGAACGCAGCCCACUUCUGGAGCGGUCCUGACUGUCUCGGUGUCCAACCCCCAGGCAGGCCACCUCCAGGGGCCGGGAGCAAAGCGACCCUUCCUGAGAAGGUGGAACAGGCAGACCCCGCAGCUCCGCCGGCAGCCGAGAGGAGUGACGCUCAGAUUCAACUUCCGGGCUAUGGCUAACCAGACCAGCGUGACCCUGAAUGAGCGAUUCUCUGGGCUGAGGCACAAACACCAUUUUGUGGCAGAACGCACUGCAAGCCGGAUGGUCACUCUGCCAUAGCCCCCUUCUUUGAUGGAGUCAGGCCAAAGCUGGAAAGAGGUCAGCCCUCCAGGGCCACCAGUUAUCUGGGACUUACUUGGGGAUGACCCUCAUCAACCACAGCUGGGGAGGAGCCUUCUCAAUGGAGAUGGUACCUUCCAGAGAUCCUACUUUCACCUGAGCAGUGGCCAAGACUGAAGGUACUUGCUGAGGAAGCUCUCCAGCUCUUGGUCCUCCCCAGGAGAAGGCUUCAUCCUCAGCAUCUGGUAUCUCCAUCUCUGCCUCUUCACAGCCUCACGUGGAUGGGAAGGGUCACCCGUGUGACUCAGCUGAACCCAAAAUUCCAACGGUUGCUUGUUUAUUUCUUUGUUUGGCCCAGAAAGCCCCUUUUCAACCUUGUUUUGAGGCACCCACAUCCACCGGAUUGGGGUGAUGACAUCACCCCUGUAAUGCAGUCCUUGUGCAAAUGACGUAAAUUGUGCCAUUUAUAUAAAUCACAUCAAGGGAUGAGGAAGUCGGGAUGUCUGAUUUCAUCACUGUGUCUACCAGAUGCAUCUAUUGGGAGAAUUGUGUCAAAUUUUAGUAAACUUUAUUCUUAGAAGGAAUAAAGCUACUUUAGAAUCUGAAAGA
This is a messenger RNA of Crotalus tigris (Tiger rattlesnake), 1791 nucleotides long. RefSeq names its product UAP56-interacting factor-like. Gene Ontology annotation, biological process: mRNA export from nucleus. The record is from RefSeq and is a predicted model, not a curated record. Gene Ontology annotation, molecular function: mRNA binding. Lineage: Eukaryota; Metazoa; Chordata; Lepidosauria; Squamata; Viperidae. The coding region runs from base 289 to 1182 and encodes 297 amino acids. The transcript is spliced from 9 exons.